GAGAAAAAAACGAUUCCCGUCGACGCUGUAGUAGAUUUGCUCUUAGCUCAUUUUUUGGCACCGUUUCUCCAUGGGAGUUCUUGCAUUUACUCUUUACGUGAGAGAGGAAGAAAGAAGGGUAGAGUGUUAGUGCUGGGUUUGUGAGGGACGGGGUUGUUAUUAUUAUCGCUGCUUGUUUUUCACCCCCCUGUCCUGGCGAAAGCUCAAGCGCUAAAAUGGAGGCGGAAAGAUCCGGUGGAGUAGCAGGGGGAACAAACCAGAACUCUGGAGGCAGCGGCGUGGGGCGCAACCCGAACGGGCCGAAAUCAGUACUCGGGCAAGCGACAACAGCAGCCGCCGCCGCAGCAGCAGCAGCCGGAGCGAUGGCUGGAUCGUCGCAGCCUCGAGAACCACAAGACGGCGACGCAGGCCUAUCGCUUCCCGGGAUCUUGCACUUUAUCCAGUUCGAAUGGGGACGCUUCCAGACCGAGAAAUAUCGCUGGGAAGCAGAGAGAGAUGAACUCAGGGCUCAGGUGACGUUCCUGCAGGGUGAGAGGAAGGGGCAGGAGAACAUGAAGCAGGACCUGGUCAGGCGGAUUAAGAUGUUGGAGUACGCCCUGAAACAAGAGAGGUCCAAACACCAGAAGCUGAAGACAGGCAGUGACCAGAGCCCAGGGGAGAAGAAACCAGAGGCAGAACAAGUGCCUAAUGGGCCAGCAGAGUCUGAAUCCGAGCCAGCCAAUCAGAUGUCCUGGAAGGAGGGCCGUCAGCUACUGCGCAAGUACCUGGAGGAGGUGGGCUACUCGGACACCAUCCUGGACAUGCGUUCGAAGCGUGUGCGCUCCCUGCUGGGUCGUACCAGCCCCGAGGCUAACGGCGCCCCGGCCAGCAGCGAGCAGCAGUCCGCCCCGGACCCCGAGCCCCUGGCAGGGGGGGAGUCACUCCUCAUCAGACAGAUAGAGGAGCAGAUCAAGAGGAACGCGGCGGGGAAGGACGGUUGUAAGGAGCGUCUGGGCGGUUCCGUGCUGGAUAAGAUCCCCUUCCUACACGGCUGCCAGGAUGAUGAUGAGGAUGACAGUGAUGAGGAAGAUGACUUCCAGGGCAUGGGCACGGACCGUGUAGACGGGCAGCGCAACAAGAACAAGAAGCCGCGCGUUAAGAUGGGGACUGAGCCCAUGACCACAGACCUGGACCCUGAUGAUGAGGAGGAGGAUGAAGACGACUCGGAGGAUGCCCUGAGCGAGUUUGACUUCCUGGGAUCAGGGGAGGAGGGGGAGGGGGCGGGAGAGGCCCGGAUCUCAGGGGACGGCCGGGAGUUAGAGAACCGCAGGAACAAGUUACAGGGCAUGAUGUCGGACUUCCCCCCCAAACCCUCCCCGCCCCCCUCUGUUUUGGGACAGUCUCGCUCCGGGGAAGGUGGCGCUCUGGGUUUUUCCUCUGACGUCUUCAUCCUGGACGCCGUCGGGGGCGGAGACAUGAACCUGGGAGAGCUGGCUGACCUCACCGUCGCCAACGACAACGACCUCACCGUGGAUCUACAGGAUAACCGGGAGGAGUUCAAGAAGACGUGGAACCCUCGCUUCACGCUGCGUAGCCAUUUUGAUGCCAUCAGAGCGUUGAUGUUCCACCCCAGCCAAGCCGUUCUACUCACAGCCUCCGAGGACGGAACCCUGAAGCUGUGGAACCUCAACAAGGCCAUACACUCCAAGAAAAAUGCAGCGCUGGACGUUGAACCCAUCUACACCUUCAGAGCCCACAGUGGUGCAGUUCUGUCUCUGGCAAUGGGAGAGGACGGAGGUUCGUGCUACAGCGGGGGCCUGGACGGAACCGUGCGCUGCUGGAAGAUCCCAGACCUCAACGUGGAUCCCUACGACAACUACGACCCGGGCAUAGAGAGCAGUGUGUUGUCGGGUCAUGAGGACUCAGUGUGGGGUCUGACGUAUUCUGCCCACCACCAUCGGCUGGCCUCCUGCUCUGCAGACGGGACCGUUCGCAUCUGGGAACCCCAGAACUCUGCCCCCUGUCUCUCUGUCUUCAACAAGGAGAAAGAGCACGGAACACCCACCUCGGUGGCCUUUGUGAACUCUGACCCCGACCAGGCGGUGGUGUCAUUCGACGGAGGCGAGACGCUGCUCUAUGACCUCAACACAGAGCAGAGCAUCAUGGUCCUGGAGACGGGCACUAAGGACGGCAGUAAGCUGAUAAACUGUGUGGUCAGCCACCCCUCUGAGCCCAUCUCCAUCACCGCACACGAGAAUCGCACUAUCCGCUAUCUCGACAACAAGACAGGUAAAGUGAUCCACUCCAUGGUGGCACACCUGGAUGCUGUCACCUGUCUGACCACGGACCCCAAAGGCACUUACCUCAUCUCUGGCAGCCAUGACUGUUCGGUGCGUCUGUGGAUGCUGGACAACAGGACGUGUGUGCAGGAGAUCACGGCCCACAGGAAGAAGCACGACGAGGCCAUUCACGACGUGGCCUUCCACCCCUCGCAGCCCUUCAUCGCCUCGGCCGGCGCCGACGCACUCGCCAAGAUCUUCGUCUGAGAGGAGGCACAGACGGGGACCAUCAUCCUCCUUGCCCGACAAACACAACUUGGCCAGAGGAGAGUGAUGACUACAAUGGACAAACCUCACCUGCCUACACAUGCAAUUCCACAUUCACACACACACACACACACACACACACACACACACACACACACACACACACACACACACACACACACACACACACACACACAGACAUCCAGUGACAUACACACACAAAACUGUGUCCUGCACCCCACUGGCUGGGUCAUCGCCAACAGGACACUAUUACCCACAGUUCUCUAGCUGUCCCAUGAUGCCUCAGUAGCUUGUUGCAAUACUAACCAUACUGCUUUUCUAACGACUAAUCUGGCUGCUCGGUUUAUUAGGUCAGUUUACUACACUAUAAUACUCUAUUCAUUUCUACCUUUAACAGUCCACUCAUGGUUAUAAUAAGGCUGUGUGUGUGUUGACAUUGAUCACUACGCAUGCCGAUGCAUCACCUACUACAAUUAGUGACGCGCGCGUGCACACACGAGUUAACAUUCAGUUUGAAACUGUGUUUCUUUUAAAGUUUUUUUUUUUAAUAUAAAAAGCUUAGCUCACCAGUUGCUAACACACAUAAGUACCUGACUACAGUAGAGUCCAGUCCCCAUCAAGUGACGACAUUAGCCAUUGUCUACUGCAAUACAGCGUGGGGCCACAAUGCAUUUCAUUCCAAAGACUUCUGAGGGUUUUAGUUUGUGUGUGUUUUGGAGCCUUCUCCUAACCAGUGUUGGACAAACAGCUUUAAUUUCAGCCUCAUCGCCGAGACACUAAGUCUGAGUGUUUGUGUGUCCGGUAUUGUACGGUCAUCCAUUUCAGUAGAAUCAAGUUUGAUAGGAAAGGGGUGUGUGUGUGUGUGUUGCACUUGUUUAAUCUUUGGUGCUAAGAUCUCGUCAGUCCGAGUCUGAAUCAGGGACCUGUUUGCAUUCGAGGUGUGGGUGUGUGUGUGGGGAGUACUGUUUGUCUCACUGGGAUAUUUGUCAUCAACAGUAGCAUGCGUCACUCUCCAGCCAUGCCAUCUGUUUGUGUUGAGAUACUGUAUGGGUCAUUUUUAUCUCAUAAGAAGACUAACACGCUAUGCUAAGCAGACACUUUUCUACUGGUUUCCUUUUAUAUUUGUGUGUGUGUGUGUGUGUGUGUGUGUGUGUGUGUGUGUGUGUGUGUGUGUGUGUGUGUGAAGUUGGCCUUUGUCAUUUCAUCAGGAUAGCUGGUUUGUGAAAGAGUUUGUGGAGAUGAUGCCACAGUGGAGACCUCUGACUGAAACGGUUGACGUUGAGAGAAAGUGACCCUACUCCCAAUAUGGCGUCCUGUAUUCUCUCUCCCUUAAGUCGGCAUCAAGUCAGAAUGGUCCUUGGUGCCGGUGUAUUUAUUUAGGCUUGCGCUUGGAAACAAUCAUAUGAUCCAUUGAAAUAGCUGUUGUUGAUUAGGUUUCUGGUUUUGGUGCGAGUCCUCAUAGUGGGAAACUGGCCUCUCUCCAGUGUCAAUGGAGCCAGCAGGGGAAAUUGCCCCCAGGAUAUGGGAACAAAAGGCCCAUAAAGAGCCCUCCUUCCUCUCCCUUUCCCCUAUGGAGAGGAAACAAGAACAAACUCUACCUAACCCUUAGCCCCCCCUUACAUUGGCCUCCGACAAAUACUGAACCAGACAGGGUUGGGGUCUGUUCACCAAGCAGUCACUUUGGCCUUGGAUUAUUGUGGAGCUGUUUUUCCCUGGAAGGGACAACAAGCUUGGACAAAGAGCGAAGCCACUCUGAGCUGUGGGCGACCGCUAAAGACUUGACAUAUAGGUCAGGGAUCAGGGGUGAUGUCGUUAGGUAGCCGGUUUAUUUUUGUACUUUCCGGGGUGGAGGCAGAGGGAGCCCUACGGGCAGAUCUCUGGCUGUGGAAACAUGGUUCAACAUGGUUCCAGAAGCCAGGGCAGAGCAGGGCAUGGCAGUAAAGAAUUAAUGGUCCAGUAGCACCAUGUCAAUCGGUAACUGGCCCUGAGCUGCCCCCAACCUACUAAUCAACCCCUAGCAGAGGGACGGGGUUAGAAGUCGUCCCAAACCACUGAUUCCAGAUCAGAUAUUUCUUCAUCUCCUUAAUGGUUAAAGCCAGAAUUGUGGCUAUGGUAAUCUGAUCCUAGAUCUGUGGUUUAAGGUCAACUUUAACCAACUACAGUACAUGCAACAGGGUCACUACAGGGGUCCGAGAAUCAGGGAAAUGACAGAGGUUAACGUUUUCCUCUCCACUGCAAGACCUUAUGUGAAAACACUCUGUGGUCUGGUCAGACAGGUGUCUGCGGGCUUGGUUUAGUAAAUGUCAGCUUCACGUGUUUGCUAAAACAUGAUGGUUUCAGAUGUAUUGGUAUUUGAUGAGGCAGAGAGAAUGCCUAAAGUGCUACUGUGGCACAUUGUGUGCUGUAAUGCUUUGUUGUUGAGAGGAUAAAUAGAGUACACAGUUGUCAAUCACCCACACUAACUGUUGGUUAUAUGCUGCACUACAUCAGCUGCACUAGACCCCAAGACUAGACCAAGGGGUUAUCUGUAGCUCAGCUGUGUCUUUGUGUGGCUGUGGAGACCAGGGCCCAGUUUCCCAAAAGCAUCUUAAAGAGCGACUGUCCCUAAAAAAAAAGAAGCAACUUCUCGUUUUUGAAAAUGGCCUUACGUGAGUCAGAAACAUGUAUUCUACUGUCAAAAUUGACUACAAAGUGUCAUUUUGGUCAUAAAAGUCAGUCUCGUCCCAAAACCGUUGUUACUAAAGUUGCAUUUGAAAGCGCUCGUUAUUUUCCCGACUGCCUCAGAACAGCGGAGUGCGUCGUUAGAUGCUUCUUCUUUUUUUAAACCAUUCCUCGUCACUUUAUACACUAAACAGAAGAUCUCAGCUAAACAUAGAAUCGAGAUGUUUAUCUGUCUCUGUGAACGCAGAUAACUUAAGAACGUAGUCGACUGCUACAAAUACAAAGUUGCAAAUGUCCUUGCGAUUGUUGCAAACAAUAAGGUUCCAGAAUAAAAACUGAGCUGACUGUGGGGAGCAGACGGACAAACAAAAAGAUAAAUACAGACAGUAGGCUUAUAUAGGCUACAUACAGUGCCUUUGGAAAGUAUUCAGACCCCUUGGCUUUUUCCAUAUUUUGUUAGGUUACAGCCUUAUUCUAUAAUUGAUUAAAUCGUUUCCCCCCCCCUCAUCAAUCUACACACAAUAUCCCAUAAUGACUAAGCAAAAACGGAAUAAAAUAAGCGGAAAUAUCACAUGUACAUAAGUAUUCAGACCCUUUACUCAGUACUUGGUUGAAGCACCUUUUGCAGCGAUUACAGCCUCGAGUCUUCUUGACUAUGACGCUACAAGCUUGGCACACGUGUAUUUGGAAAGUUUCGGGCUCUAGCCGGGCCACUCAAGGACAUCCAGAGACUUGUCCCGAAGCCACUCCUGCGUCGUCUUGACAGUGUGCUUAGGGCCGUUGUCUUGUCUGAGGUCCUGAGCGCUCUGGAGCAGGUUUUCAUCAAGGAUCUCUCUUUACUUUGCUCCAUUCAUCUUCGAUUUGAUUCUGACUAGUCUCCCUGCCACUGAAAAACUUUCCCACAGCUGCCACCACCAUAAUUCACCGUAGGGAUGGUGCUAGGUUUCCUCCAGACGCUUGGAAUUCAGGCCAAAGAGUUUAAUCUUGGUUUCAUCAGACCAGAGAAUCUUAUUU
This is a messenger RNA of Salvelinus namaycush (lake trout), 6221 nucleotides long. RefSeq names its product striatin-4-like. The record is from RefSeq and is a predicted model, not a curated record. NCBI's taxonomy places the organism in Eukaryota, Metazoa, Chordata, Actinopteri, Salmoniformes, Salmonidae. Gene Ontology annotation, cellular component: dendrite. The transcript has 18 exons. The coding region runs from base 216 to 2525 and encodes 769 amino acids. Gene Ontology annotation, molecular function: protein phosphatase 2A binding; calmodulin binding; armadillo repeat domain binding.